UUAUUCAUUUUUGUAGCUAUACCAUGUUCAUCAUGCUCUUAUAUGUAUGGUACUAGCUACUAUAAUAUUACUUAUAUAUUGACCUCAAGUUUUUUUUUUUUUUAAUCUCAAGGGAAAGUUCUUGAUCUCUGAUCUUAACCUUUUUUAAUUACUAAUGUGAUGAUUUUCAAAAGAACAUAUAAAUGAUAGUUAAAAAGAAAUUUUUAUUUGUUAUUAUAUAUAGAUUCUUCUCAAGUUUCAAGUUAAACCUUCUGAUUUUAUUUUUUAUCCUGUUGCUAUAGAUUCCUCUCAAUUUUAAUUUCUCAAGUUCUUAUCCUUUUGAUGAAGAUAUUUCUUCUCAAUUCAAAUCCAUGUCAUAAUAUUAGAAGCCUUAUUAGUUAUGCUUUGUAUUUUUAUUACUUAUUAAAAUCUAUUAUAUAUGUUAUUAAUCAUCUUGAAAAUCCUCAUCCCCAAUUAUUAUUCUUGAAAUUACAAUUUGUUGAUGUCUCAUAUACAAAUAAUAUAUAUGGAUUAUUAUUAUAAUUUCUUAGGGUUAUGGAAGGGAUAGGUCCCAACAACAAUUCAUGCACAACAAGGCCUCAUAAUGAAGGUAGUAACAACAAUUUAGAGAAGAAAGCAAGACCACAAGAGCAAUUGAAUUGUCCAAGGUGCAAUUCAACAAACACAAAGUUUUGCUACUACAACAACUAUAGCCUCACACAACCAAGGUAUUUUUGCAAGACUUGUAGAAGGUAUUGGACUGAAGGUGGGUCCCUCAGGAAUGUUCCUGUUGGUGGAGGUUCAAGGAAGAACAAGAUCAAGAUCAAUACCAAUAACAACUCUUCGUCAUCGUCGUCAACAACAUCAACACCUUCAUCAAAUUCAAAGGUUCUUGUUCAUCAAGACCUACUAAACCCUAAUAAUAAUAAUAGGGUUAUUCAAGGACAAGAUCUUAAUCUUGCUUUCCCAUCUAUGGAUCAUCACAACAAUUAUCAUCAUGCUUUGGAGCUUUUAAGGUCAAGCAUGGCUUCUAGGGGUUUGAGUAAUCCAUAUUAUGCUUCUUCUAAUUCUUCAUUGGUACCAUCAAAUUCAUCAAGUGUAAUUUACCCUACUUCUGGAUUAGGGUUUCCAACCAUGCAAGAAGUAGUUAAUAAUAAUAAGCAAAAUAGUGGUAACCUUGGAUUUUCAUCUUCUUCAUCAAUUAUGGAUCAUCAACAUCAUGAAGAGAAUAUUGUUAAUAAUAGUGAUGGUGGAGGAAGAGUUCUUUUCCCUUUUGGAGAGGUGAUGAAGAGUGCUGAAGAAAACAACAACAAAGAACAAGGGAAUAAUUCAUCAAGCACUGCCAAUGGUGGAUAUUGGAAUGGAAUGAUGGGUCAAGGGUCAUGGUGAAGGGACAACAAGGAAACUAAGAACAUGCAUUAUUAAUUACUAUUAUUAUUAUUAUUUGAGAAAUUCUUAGAUGUUUUUAGGGUAUAAGAAAAAGUUUAUUUUGUACCAUUCAUCACUUAUAUGCAAAAAAACUAAUUAUCAAAUGAUAAAUAAUGGUGCAAAAUAUUUUUUUUUCUUAUUUUAAGAGUAUCUAAAAAUUUCUCUUAAUUAAUAUUUUUCUUUAAUUUCAGUUCAUAUUUUUCUUUUUCUUUUUUUCCAUGUUUUCUUAUUAUGAUAUUUGUUUGAUGAAGUUAUGUUAUAGAGCUAACAAUAGGGUACACAUGGUUAUUACUUAUUAGUUAUUACUUUGUUUUUUUGUACACAAUGCCUAUAUAUAACUUUCUGUU
Messenger RNA from Arachis stenosperma, 1754 nucleotides. Its product is annotated as dof zinc finger protein DOF3.7-like. Gene Ontology annotation, biological process: regulation of DNA-templated transcription. NCBI's taxonomy places the organism in Eukaryota, Viridiplantae, Streptophyta, Magnoliopsida, Fabales, Fabaceae. Gene Ontology annotation, molecular function: DNA-binding transcription factor activity; DNA binding. Bases 535 to 1368 code for a protein of 277 amino acids. The transcript is spliced from 2 exons. The record is from RefSeq and is a predicted model, not a curated record.